UCCCCCGUGUAAGAGUGAGGUGGAGGAGGACGUUCCAGGAGAUGUCACCACAGAAAAUCCCUAUAAGAAUUCUGAGGAAGGCGUCAUAUUAUCACUAAAUUAUAAUGUAGAAGAUGAAGACACCAUGCAGCGCUCUUCAGGAGAAAUCUUCAUUAAUGUACACCCAGGAGUUCACAGUACAGAUCUAUCCUAUAAUCCUCACAAGGAACCUUCUCCUGACCAAUCACAGAUUGUUACCACAAGUGCCAGGCAGAAAGGACGUGCAAGCUUUCAAUGUGAUAAACAGUUAACAAAAAGCUCAGAUCUUUCUGCACACAGAAGAAAUCACACAGGAGAGAAGCCAUACUCCUGUUCUGAAUGUAGGAAGUGCUUCACAGAGGAAUCAAGUCUUGUUAGGCACAGGAGACGUCACAUAGGAGAGAAGCCUUAUUCUUGUUCAGAAUGUGGGAAAUGUUUUACAAAAAAAUCAGAUAUUGUUAGACAUGAGAGAAGUCACACAGGAGAGAAGCCGUAUUCAUGUUCAGUAUGUGGGAAAUGUUUCAUUAGUAAAGCCAAACUUGGCUAUCAUGAGAGAAGUCACACGGGAGAGAAACCAUAUUCAUGUUCAGAAUGCACAAAGUGCUUUACAGUGAAAUCAAGUCUUGCUAAACAUCAGAAAAUUCACACAGGAGAUAAGCAGUAUUCAUGUUCAGAAUGUGGGAAAUGUUUUACUCAAAAAUCUGAUAUUGUUAGACAUAAGAGAAGUCACACAGGCGAAAAGCCAUAUUUAUGUUCAGAAUGUGGAAAAUAUUUUACAGAUAAAUCAAAUCUUAUUAAACAUCAGAGAAUGCACACAGGAGAGAACUUGUAUUCAUGUUCAGAAUGUGGAAAAUGUUAUAUUAGUAAAGCCAAACUUAGUUAUCAUCAGAGAAUUCACACAGGAGAAAAGCCAUAUUCCUGUGCAGAAUGCAGAAAGUGCUUUACUGAGAAAUCAAGUCUUGUUAAACAUCAGAAAAUUCAUACACGAGAUAAGCCGUAUUCAUGUUCAGAAUGUGGGAAAUGUUUUGCACAAAAAUCAGAUAUUGUUAGACAUGAGAGAAGUCACACAGGAGAGAAGCCGUAUUCAUGUUCAGAAUGUGGGAAAUGUUUUACAUAUAAAUCAUAUCUUGUUAAACAUCAGCAACUGCACAAAGAAGAGAAGCUGUAUUCAUGUUCAGAAUGUGGGAAAUGUUUUGUUACUAAAGCCAAACUUGAGGAGCAUCAUAGUAGUCACAUAGGAGAGAAGCCAUAUUCAUGUGCCGAAUGCAGAAAGUGCUUUUCAAAAAAAUCAAGUCUUGUUAAACAUCAGAAAAUUCACACAUGAGAGAAGCUGUAUUCUUGUUCAGAAUGUGAGAAAUGUUUUAUUACUAAAGCCAAACUUGAGGAGCAUCAUAGUAGUCACACAGGAGAAACGCCAUUUUGAUGUUCUAUUUAUGGAAAAUAAAGAUAUAAAACUCAUCGUCAGACAUAAUAAGGGUUCAUUUUGUUGUAGAAUUAGUCUGAAUCUGCCAAACGAUGAAAUUAUAUUUAUUAGACAAC
Bufo gargarizans (Asiatic toad) is the source of this 1557-nucleotide messenger RNA. Its product is annotated as oocyte zinc finger protein XlCOF6.1-like. The coding region runs from base 125 to 1342 and encodes 405 amino acids. Lineage: Eukaryota; Metazoa; Chordata; Amphibia; Anura; Bufonidae. The transcript is spliced from 2 exons. The record is from RefSeq and is a predicted model, not a curated record.